AUUGUAUAUAUUCUGAUCCUCUUCCUUAUUCCUUUAAAUUCCUAUAGAUUCUAUCUUAAUAUCCCUUCCUUUUCUUUGAAGUGAGAGUCCAAUAAUUAACAUUGGCAACAUGUCCAGCUUUACUUCUCCCGCCCCAUACCAUAUCCUAAGUUAUGGCACUCUUCUCGGCACCUCUGUAUUUCAGUCCUUUGUCGGAGGCAUUGUCGCCUUCAAGGUGCUCCCGCGCCCCCAGUUUUCUACUCUCCAGCGACACACGUUCCCCAUUUACUUUUCCAUGCAGACUGUGCUUCCUGUCAUUCUCGCCUUGACGUAUCCCGGGGAGCGAUCUCUCCUGGAUCCGUCGGUGACGUCGGGCUCUAGCCUGUCCGGCGUGUUGGCGGAGCAGAACCGCAUUGGCGUCCUUGCUCCUCUGGCUACCAUGUUUGUCACUGGCCUGGUCAAUCUUGUAUUUCUCAUGCCCAGAGCGCAUCAGACUAUGCGCGAGCGUGCUCACCAGGGCACCAUCGACGGCAAGCAGAGCUACGACAAGGGCCCGCACUCGCCGCGCAUGACGCAGCUGAACAAGCGCUUUGGCAAGAUCCACGGCGCCUCCACGCUGCUCAAUCUCGCAGGUCUCGUCGCGACGGUGUGCUACGGCUUUACCCUUUCUGGUCGGUUGUAUUAGCUGCGGCCCGUUAAUGCUUGUACAUGAGUCCUUAGUUCUUACCCACGUAAUUUAAUUGUAUAUUUAUCGUGUUGGACGUGGGUCUUGUGUAUUGUAUAUUCAUCUUUGUACAUUAGUUCAUACCUUAGGUACCUAGUGUUGUGUAGUGUAUGUUUCUCUGCGUACCUUAGACAUGUUUCGCACAAUCUGUAAAAUCUCCUUAUUGUCCUAUCGUACUGUUAUGCUAUUGUCCUGAUCCUAUUGUCCUGUCCUGGUCCUGUCCUAUAUCCUGAUCCUGUAUCCUAAAUGUCAUCAACUUAUUCAGAGAAUGCCGAGGCUCGA
Messenger RNA from Xylona heveae TC161, 985 nucleotides. RefSeq lists its product as hypothetical. The coding region runs from base 110 to 664 and encodes 184 amino acids. The record is from RefSeq and is a predicted model, not a curated record. NCBI's taxonomy places the organism in Eukaryota, Fungi, Ascomycota, Xylonomycetes, Xylonales, Xylonaceae. The transcript is spliced from 4 exons.